Umbelopsis ramanniana AG is the source of this 684-nucleotide messenger RNA. RefSeq lists its product as uncharacterized. The coding region runs from base 126 to 455 and encodes 109 amino acids. The transcript has a single exon. The record is from RefSeq and is a predicted model, not a curated record. Lineage: Eukaryota; Fungi; Mucoromycota; Umbelopsidomycetes; Umbelopsidales; Umbelopsidaceae.
UAUUCAAUUUUGUGUUAGUGUAAUUCGUAGUGCGUUAUUCUGUUAUAUUUCAUUUAUCCCACGUCUUCUUACCACACAUUCCCUCUCUUUUUUAUCGUCUUUUUCUCUCCAACACUCCAACUCAUAUGCUUGUGAUCACUUUCUUUUUUUCUUUAUCUUCCAUUGCUAUUAUCGCUUUCUUAGAUGUCCUUUAUUGUCUGUGUUUUCAUUCCUAUUUCAUUGUGAUUGCUUCAGUUUUCCUCUUAUUACUUCUCCCAAAAAUCGCCUCCUUUUUGAAUUUCUGUGUUUCUUCCCCUACUCAGUUUGUAUUCGUACCCCACCACUUUUUCUUUUCCUUGGUGACAAUGCAUAUCUUAUUCAUCAUUAUAUUAUUAGUCUUUUCUUUUCUCUAUUAUUUUACCAACGCCUAUAAAAUCCUUUUUUUUUCUGUCUCGACACCUGAAAAGCUUACAUAAAUGAUAUCAUCAUGGGUAACUAGUAUAUGGCAAGAAAUUGUUGGCAAUCCAUCCAGGGUCUGGCCACACUCUUGCAAACACGCGACCUCGUAUUAAACCGUAUGGUACCGGGCCAUACGUUCUAGAGUCAUUCGAAUUGCUAAGGUUGUCACCGCUUAACCAGACAUGGCCUUCGGGCACCUGUCACAGUUCAUAUAGUUAGGAACGUGAGGUAAAAAAUGAGACAAGG